AUGGUCGCCAGGGCGGUGAAGCACAGGCGCCGGAGUGCCACCAACGUGCUCCUGUCGCGGGAGCAGGCCGACGAGCUCUGGUUCCUGCUGAAGCAGCACGCGUCGCCACCGAAGCUGGACCAGGAAAUGCUGAACUACGACGCGUUCUUCUCGGCUGGGGAGAAGUGCGGGGACUUGUGGGGCCCGUCGAUGCACCGGUUGUUCCGGCCGUCGGUGUUUGCGCGCCUCCCCAAGGACCAGCACGGGAGGAUAUCCGCGCUGCCCUUCUUCGAGUACUGCCUGCACCGGUCAAUGCUCGCGCAGGCGCAGGCGGGCCUCGAGGCGGCCGACUCCGACGGCGACGGCUUCGUCACUCGCGAGGAGCUCAUGGGGUGGCUCGACAGCCAGGUGCCGGACCUGCUCCCCCUCGCGGCGCUGUGCGGGCAGGAGGGCAAGUCGGGCGGUCGGGCAUCCCUGGUCAAGUUCCGGACGACGUGGGCGCGGAUGGCGGUCCACAAGUUCUUUUUCUUCCACGGCCGCCUCGGAAAGGCGCCGAUCAAGCGUCUGCUGACAUCGCACGCCAUGUCGGAAUUCUUCCAGCUCAGAGAGGCGCCCGCCGGCGGUCCGAGCGGGCGCUUGCUCGAGAACUGGUUUAGCUUGGAGAAGUCCCGCUGGCUGCACGGCAUGUUCAGCGACCUCGACAAGGACAAGGACGGGUUCCUGACGCCGGAGGAGCUCGUGCAGCUGCCCGUGUGUCGCCUGACGCCGCUGUUCGUCCAGCGCGUGUUCGAGGUGCACAGCGGCCGGCACAUGAAGGUGGCGCGCCAGUACGAGUCCGCAGCGCCCCAGGCAGCGCGGCCCGGGGUGUCGCUCGAGGACUUCAUGGACCUCAUCAUCGCGUGGGAGUCGCGCUUCCACCACCUGGGCCUGACGUACUUCUUCCAGUGCAUGGACCUCAAGGACCGGGGCUUCCUGACACAGGUUGAGGUGUGCCACCUCUUCAAGGCGGUCAAGACGAUGGUGAUGGAGUCGUGGCAGGACUCGGGCGAGUACCGCGAGGAGGACGUCAAGGACGAGAUAUUUGACAUGGUGCGGCCGAAGGAUCCUUUGCACAUCACCCUCGACGACCUUGCGCGGUGUGGAGCUGGCCCGCUGGUGGUCGGGAUGCUGUGCGACGUGCACACCUUCGUGUCGUACGACUGCAGAGAGAACUUCAGCUGA
Molecule: messenger RNA, 1200 nt
Organism: Pedinophyceae sp. YPF-701
Lineage: Eukaryota; Viridiplantae; Chlorophyta; Pedinophyceae
Source: the annotation of a GenBank genome assembly